AGAGAGAGAAAGAGAGCUUUAACAACAAACGUUUCGCGCGAUCUCUCUCUCUAUAUGAGAAAUUUGCGUUCUCCUCGCAUAUGCUAGCAUUUCGAAUUCCGUAACAGUUGCCGCGGUGUUGGAUCUAGCUAGCCCGUUUUACCGUCGGGGGAAUUCUCGUCGAGCUAAUUCUUCCUUGAAUGCUCGGCUCUGGAGGCGUGUAGAUCAGGUCUCUUGGAUUUCAUUUCAUUACGCAGGGUUGGCUGUACUUUUUUGGUUUAGAGUCAGUCUGAGCAAGCAAUAGUUUUGCGGUAGGCUGAUGAAGAACGGAAUGAUAGAAUGCAGUGUUUGUCACUCCAAGUUGGUUUCACCCACUACAAAGGGUAUAUCCAGGGCAUAUGAUCGACAUAAGAACAGAGUAUCAUCUAAGCAACGAGCCUUAAACACCCUCUUGGUUGUUGGUGACUGUAUCUUGGUUGGUUUGCAGCCUAUAUUGGUUUAUAUGUCCAAGGUGGACGGGAAAUUCAAGUUCAGCCCAAUUAGUGUUAACUUUUUGACUGAGAUUGCAAAGGUUCUCUUUGCUGUUGUUAUGCUGAUAAUCCAGUCUAGACAUCAGAAAGUUGGGGAAAAGCCUCUUCUCUCAUUAUCAACAUUUAUGCAGGCAGCCCGUAACAAUGUGCUCCUCGCUGUGCCAGCAUUUCUCUAUGCAAUCAAUAAUUACCUAAAGUUUACCAUGCAGCUAUAUUUCAACCCCGCAACUGUGAAGAUGCUUAGCAAUUUAAAGGUUUUGGUCAUUGCUGUCUUGCUAAAGAUUAUUAUGAGACGGCGGUUUUCUGUAAUUCAGUGGGAAGCACUUGCUCUGUUGCUUAUUGGGAUAAGUGUAAAUCAGUUGCGGUCUUUACCUGAAGGUACCACCAAUUUGGGUCUCACAGUCUCCAUGGGCGCAUAUGUCUACACGCUGAUUUUUGUUACUGUCCCAUCUUUAGCUUCUGUUUAUAAUGAAUAUGCUUUGAAGAGCCAGUAUGAUACGAGCAUUUAUCUCCAGAACUUGUUUUUAUACGGAUAUGGUGCAAUGUUCAACUUCCUGGGAAUAUUAGGAACAGUUAUUAUAAAAGGUCCUAGCAGCUUUGAUAUCCUGCAAGGUCAUUCGAAAGCCACAAUGCUGCUGAUAGCUAAUAAUGCAGCCCAAGGAAUUCUAUCCUCUUUCUUCUUUAAAUAUGCAGAUACAAUUCUGAAGAAGUACUCCUCAACAGUUGCUACUAUCUUUACAGGCAUAGCGUCUGCUGCAUUGUUUGGUCAUAUUUUGACUAUGAACUUUGUCUUGGGAAUAUCCAUAGUUUUUAUCUCUAUGCACCAGUUCUUCUCAUCCCUCUCAAAAGUCAAAGAUGAGCAGAAUGGGAUCACAGAAAUGGUGGAUGUGGAUAACCAGAGGUCAAAGGGUUCCUUCGUAAGUAUGACAGCAGGGGCAAACGAAGAGGCUCUUGUUGAAUCUGAUGAGCGAAAGCCACUUCUUCCAACCUAAAAGUUUUUCACAACCAGGAUCUCUUGGGAAGUUUUGCCUGGAUCAUUGGACCUUAGGGAGACGGCGGGCGACAUGUCUCAACCUUUAUCAAUAAAUUUUUUUGAUGAUGGUUUCCUCCAAGGUUGCAAUAGUCUUCCUCAGGUUGGUUUCGAUAUGAAAUUUUUGUUGCUCAGAUUAGAUUAGAUAAUAACAGCAUGGGUAUUAUCAUACCUAAAUAGCCCUACCUACAUUUCAAGUCGUGGUUUUAGUAACAUGUAUUAUUAUUCUUUACCCCCAGACUGAUUAUAACCAAUAAUUCUUGUCUAUUUCCUUCCACAAUAUCUCAAAUUUUUAUUUCCUUCUCCCAUUGAAAAUGUAGUGCUACAAUUCAGAUCUUAUGACAAACAUGUACUCAAUUUUCUUAUACAUAUAAUGGAAAUGUUAUAAACUGUGUUGAAACAUCAA
Cucurbita pepo subsp. pepo (vegetable marrow) is the source of this 1945-nucleotide messenger RNA. Its product is annotated as CMP-sialic acid transporter 2. Gene Ontology annotation, biological process: pyrimidine nucleotide-sugar transmembrane transport. Gene Ontology annotation, molecular function: pyrimidine nucleotide-sugar transmembrane transporter activity. The record is from RefSeq and is a predicted model, not a curated record. Gene Ontology annotation, cellular component: Golgi membrane. Lineage: Eukaryota; Viridiplantae; Streptophyta; Magnoliopsida; Cucurbitales; Cucurbitaceae.